Molecule: messenger RNA, 1950 nt
Organism: Hydatigera taeniaeformis
Lineage: Eukaryota; Metazoa; Platyhelminthes; Cestoda; Cyclophyllidea; Taeniidae
Source: the annotation of a GenBank genome assembly
CCCUCCUCCACAAACACUGACGAGACGAGCGUGAAAGGUAGUGCUCAAUCUCUGCGACCGGACGACUCCUCGGUUGACGCGGAGGUGGCUGAGGAGGAGAAGGAGGAGGCGUCUGAUGGCUGUAACGCCUUCAGUAAGGGAAGUGGUUCUUCCACCACCUCCUCCUCCUCCUCAACUAAAGGUCUCAAACGCUCAGAACUACUGUUGGAGGAACUACAACGUCGUGAAAUGAUCCGUUUUGAGGAUGAACUGCACAAGAUCAUCCUCAUUCCUCGAGUUUAUCUUGAGUUCGACAGCGAUCUCGCAGCGGCUGCUGGCGGAGGUGGCAAUGAAAGUGAAGAUAAGGAGAUGCAGCGCUUCUACGACUACGCCCAUAGAGACGACUAUCUCUAUGGCUAUGGUUCCCAUUUCGUUCGAAAACGUCGUGACACAAAUCCAACGAGUGCUAUGUUGCCGCAAAAGGUCAUACGCGUCCCCGUCUCUCCCGAGAGCAAUGGGGAUUCUAGUGGGUCAGCGAAAUUGAGUUACCUUGUAACUGGAUUGGACCAUUUCACCGAGUACUUGUUCUUUAUUUCCGCGUGUCACGAACCUCAUGAUGAGUAUGGCAACCAGCUGUCCUGUACGAGUACAGAUUGUGACUUGGAGCAGGAUGCGGGUUGCAGUCAAGCUGUGCGCAUAUCUCAGCGCACACAGGCCAUUCCGCACGCGGACGAGGUGCCCUCAGCUAGCCUCUACGCUCUCACCCCUCUCCAACCUACCACUGGUAGUAGCCAGUCCCGUGUUGACUACUUGAGUGAUCCCUUCGUCAACCUCUCUCGAUCCGCUCUCAAUGAUUCAGUCGGCACCUCUGCCACUGUCGCCCAAAAGGAGACACCUGCAAGCCCAAUCAAACUCUUUUGGAACGAGCCUAACAAUCCUAACGGACUUAUCCUCUACUAUUGGCUUCAGUACCGUCGUACUGAGGGAGCUUCUACUACCCCAGAGGAAUCCUCUUCUCUGCCAUGGUUCACAAUCUGUGUAACGCCCAAAUAUUUGGAGGACGAUGCAGCGAUCAAGGCUCUGGCAGGUCUGCGUUGCACGACGUCACUGUUGAAGGAGGAAGCAGUGGUAAUUGCGGAGCAGGUAGCAAAAUCAGAGGAAGAUGCGAAUCUACAGUGCGAUUCAGCCGCCAGAACCGUCUUUACAGAGUUGGGGUUUCUGCGUGCUGGAUUCUACGAAUGGCAAGUGAUGGCUGUGUCUUUAGCAGGGAAUGGAUCGUGGACUAAGUCUCACUUCUUUGAUGUGCAGGUCAACAAUACCUUGCAACCAUCUCACAUAGCGGCGAUUUUGGUGGUCACUCUAUUGGUAGUCGGCUUUGUUAUUGCGUUCGCCGUCUGGUUGGACUACCGGAAUAGGAACAGACGAAGAAUGAAUGCAUUGAAGAAUCGCAAAUCGGAGUACUUGGAAUCGCUGUUGCUCGAGAACUUUCAAGACGAGUGGGAAGUGGAUCCAAAAGAUCUGAGCUAUAACGUGGAAGACACACUGGGUCAGGGUAGCUUCGGUCUUGUUUGCCGUGGUCGUCUUGCUCGUCUCACCACCCCUGCGGCCGAGUAUCUUCACCUCACAUCCGCAUUUACGUCUGGAAGUAGCGCUAGUGCUGGAGGUGGAGGGAAUGGAAGGCCUUCCUCUACAUACUCCACUUCGGGGUCAAAAAACUGGUUCACUUUUAUCCUAUCGAGACGCUUCCGUCGUGCCUCUGGUGCAAAUGGUGAUGCUCAGGGGAUGGAUGUUGCCGUAAAAAUAUUAUCGCCAGGAUCCACCUAUGAGGAUGUUCGUGAAUUCCUUGGUGAAGCCUCUCACAUGAAACAGUUUAACUGCAACCACAUUGUUCGUCUGCUUGGAAUUGUUUCAAAACAGAUUGCCAAACUUACCUACGCAUCAAAUGACUUCUUUGCUCUUCGCUAUGCUUAA